Penicillium angulare is the source of this 1635-nucleotide messenger RNA. RefSeq names its product putative MFS transporter. The record is from RefSeq and is a predicted model, not a curated record. The transcript is spliced from 9 exons. Gene Ontology annotation, biological process: transmembrane transport. Gene Ontology annotation, molecular function: transmembrane transporter activity. NCBI's taxonomy places the organism in Eukaryota, Fungi, Ascomycota, Eurotiomycetes, Eurotiales, Aspergillaceae. The coding region runs from base 1 to 1635 and encodes 544 amino acids.
AUGGCUCCGGUAGUCGAUAGCUCGGCAAUUCCGGGCACAGUAACGCUGGUUGAUGUGCAGCAUGUUCUACAUACGCGACAUUUAGAUCAUGGUGAUGGAGAUAUUGUUCUUAUCCCUACGCCCUCUGGCGAUCCAGAUGACCCCCUCAAUUGGAGUCCCAGUAGGAAACUGCUGUCUACGAUUUCCGUGAGCGUAUAUACAUUAUUUUCGGGAAUCGCUUGCUCGGUCGUCUACUCGGUUCUUACAGAGCUGUCGGAGGAGACCGGUCUUUCAGUCGAUACAUUGAAUCAAGGAACGGGUUAUUUGUUUUUAUUGGCAGGAUGGGGACUCUUGUUUUGGCAGCCUUUUGCCAUGCAGUAUGGAAAACGAAUGACAUAUAUUCUUUCAUUGGCGGGGAUCUUGGGUACUACCAUGUGGGGACCUUACGCGAAAACCCAAGGCCAAUGGAUCGCUAGAUGCGUUCUUCAAGGUUUCUUUACUGCUCCCAUCGAAGCACUCCCAGAGAUAACAGUCACGGAUGUCUAUUUUACCCACGAGCGUGGGACCUAUAUGGGCUUAUAUGCCUUUUUCCUGGCUGGUAGCAAUUACUUCGCCCCAGUCAUCUGUGGCUUCAUUGCCCAAUAUCAGGGCUGGAGAUGGGUCUUUUACUGGCCUAGCGUUUUCUGUGGAAUUGCUAUGAUCUUCCUCUUCUUUUUCAUGGAAGAAACAAAUUACGUUCGCGAAGAUAAUAUCCAAGAUGCCACCGUUGCUAAUGUUCGACUGGCGCCCUCUCAAAGCGCUAAUAGUAGCGAGGCGGAUCCUGAAAAGGUUCUUUCCUCCGAUGAGCCCUCCCCGACUGCAGAAGUUGGCGCGGUAUAUACAAAGAAACCAUACUGGAAGAAACUCUCAAUUUUGGGUCCUCGACAAAAACAAAAUACCAUGUUUCGGAGAGCUUGGCAAAGUUUAUAUUACUUGUCCUGGCCCGUCAUCUUCUAUGCUGGAUUCUCUUACGGCUCAUAUUUGGUCCUUUUUAAUAUCCUGAACGGAACUGCAUCGAUAAUCUUGGGGGGAGCUCCAUACAAAUUUGGAUCCUCCAUGGUUGGUCUCAGCUACCUAGCAUGUUGCCUCGGAGUUGGCAUAGGAUCAAUAUUCACUGGACGAUUUAGUGAUUGGUUGACAGUCAAGCUUGCUCGCCGCAACAAUGGAAUUAUGGAGGCUGAGCAUCGUCUCUGGCCAUUCAUUGCCUGCCUCUUUCUAGUACCGGGCUCCCUCCUCCUUUGGGGAGUCGGUGCUGCUCAUGAAGUUCACUGGUUUGGUCUUCUUGUCGCCAUGUGCAUGCUCGCAUUUACCAACACCUGUGGCAUUACACUCAGCGUCAAUUACUUGGUUGAUAGCUAUCGAGAGCUGAGCGGAGUGGCAAUGGCAACUGUGAUUUUGGUGCGAAAUACGAUGUCAUUCGCUAUCGGUUACGGUAUUACCCCAUGGGUUGAUAACCUCGGAUACCAGAAUUGCUUUGUAUCCGCUGCUUUUGUCGGAAUGGCCUGUGCGGCUGUUUUCCUGGUGAUGAUUAAGUAUGGAAAGUCUUAUCGUAUUCGCAGCCGGGAGAGAUACUGGAAGAUUGUACAAGAGAACUGGGAGAAGGGAAUGGGACACUAA